AUGGGCGUCGCAUCCGCGAACAACAUGUUAGACGCCUACAUCAAAGUCCUCACGGAUGGUUUUGAGGCGACGGAUGGGAAGGCCUUCUCGGAAGACGAGCCUGACACGGACAUGACCAAAGUUACCGUCUUUUCGAAGAUCGAUUUCUCCUCGCUGAGGGAUCCGCGGAACGCCAGACUCGAGGGGCUAGUCUUCCGAGCCGUUAUGAACGUGGUCGUGCGGAACCGGUCGCACAUGUUCUUUGCUGAGUUCGUUGAUGCUGUCACCCUUGGCUUUGCUCGCGUGACGCCAGAAGAGGGUCUUGUCGAUUUCUCAGACCAAACCGAGUCGGUCAAGCAAUUACCCCAGCGCGUCGACGAGCCUCUUGUUGUGACGGCUGCACUGCAUUACUUCCUCUCUCAUCCCGUCCGUUCGAUGCGAGACUUUGUCGCAGGGCCCAUACAAGGUGUUGAAGAAGCAUCUACUCUCGAGUUCGCUGUGGAGAACAUCGUGACGAUCGCACUGGCUCGGGUUUUCAAGGAUGGCGCUGCGUCGUUGUCUGACGCCUUCACUCUGAAUAAGAGCGACGGACAGGCUUGGCUAUCGGAACCAGUGCAUCUUGUUUCUAUCAUAUAG
This is a messenger RNA of Sparassis crispa, 615 nucleotides long. RefSeq lists its product as hypothetical. The record is from RefSeq and is a predicted model, not a curated record. The coding region runs from base 1 to 615 and encodes 204 amino acids. The transcript has a single exon. NCBI's taxonomy places the organism in Eukaryota, Fungi, Basidiomycota, Agaricomycetes, Polyporales, Sparassidaceae.